Oryza sativa Japonica Group (Japanese rice) is the source of this 4206-nucleotide messenger RNA. Its product is annotated as disease resistance protein RPM1. The record is from RefSeq and is a predicted model, not a curated record. Gene Ontology annotation, biological process: defense response to other organism. Gene Ontology annotation, molecular function: ADP binding. Lineage: Eukaryota; Viridiplantae; Streptophyta; Magnoliopsida; Poales; Poaceae.
AACGCUGUCACGAUUCAUCUGUCCGAUAGAGGAAAUUAUGUGAUUUUCCAGGGACCUGUCCGCAAAUAUGUCUUCUCGUCUUUCCCCCUUCUCCUGUAGCGGCGAUCACCGCCUCACCGGCGAACGGGAAGAUGACGCGGGGGGUACCCUGGCCUUCGCCGUGGCAGAAGCUAGCGGCGGCGGCGGCGGCGGUGGCCGCCGCAACCGUCGAGAUGUGGGCGCCGCCGUCACCGGGCUUUCCGCUCUCGUGCGCUCAAUCUCCGGUGCUGCACGUGAGCUGUUCGAUGUAAUGGCCGUGUGAUGCGCCGACAAGCACCGUCGCCGGAGGUCACCUCCUCCUCCUCUUUCUGAUGGAAUAUUCGCCAUCGCGCCUGUCUAGAAGAAGCAGGAUGAUGAAGAGAGUCUGAUGAAAUGUGUAAAGUUGCAAGCUCUCUUCACCUUUAGCUCCUUCACUUGUCUCGGAGAAAUACGUUAACCAAUUUACAAUAUAAAGGAGCAACAUGGCUAUGGAUACCAUCCACUUCGGUCUUUAUUAAUGAUCCAUCUUUAUCUCCAGCAAGUUCCUUUGAUCCAAGCAUAAGGUGCAUUUAAAAAAAAAUCAGCAACACUGCAGAUUUGAUAUACAAGAAUUGGAUUGGUACAGAAGAUCGAUCUUUGAUUAUUACAACUAUACUUCACUGAAAUACUGAAGUCAAACCGCACAAAGAGAAAUGGCAGAAAUUAUCGUUCUUUUUGUCAUAAAAAAGAUAGGAAUAGCUGUGGCAGGUGAAACACUGAAGCUAGCUAAACCCUUGCUUGCAAACAAAACCGAGUUAAAGAAAGCUGAGCUAGUAACAGCACUUCCAGUUAACAUGAAACUGAUAAAAGAUGAACUUGAGGUUAUCAAUGCAUUUCUGAAGGAACUUGGCAUGAAUGGAUGCAAAGGUGAAGUUGUAGAAACUUGGGUAAGGCAAGUACGGAGGUUGGCGCAUGAUAUGGAAGAUGUUGUGGAUGAGUUUAUGUAUGUUAUUGGCAAAAACAAAGAGAGAGAGUCACGAGCUUAUGUGAAGAAAAUUAUCAAGAAACCUAAACCUUUAUUUUCACUUGAUGAAAUUGCUACUAAAGCAGAUAGGAUAAACAGACAGCUUAUGGAGCUUUCUAAAAGACUAGGACGUUGGACCCAACCGAUAUUGAGUGGGGGUAGUAUUCCUGCAACAAAAUAUGACACUGAACAACAACAGUUGUAUCUACCUGGACAUGAUUAUUCAAUUACUGAUGCUGAGCUUGUAGGAAUUGAUAAAAAUAGACAAACCUUGAUUGAAUCAUUGUGUUUGGAAGAUUGUUCUCUUCGGAUCAUUGCUGUCUGGGGCAUGGGUGGCCUUGGGAAAAGCACUCUUGUCAACAAUGUCUACAAAAAAGAAGCAACAGUAUCCAAUUUCAAUUACCGUGCAUGGCUUUCUAUCUCUCAGUCAUGUAGAGUACUUGAUAUUUGGCGAAACAUGCUGAAAGAGCUCUGUGGAAAAGAAAGCAGAGAGUUUGAUGCUGAAAAUAUGAGCAGUACAGAACUAAAAGUGGAAUUAACUAAAAUUCUGGAUCAAAAGCGGUACUUGAUCAUAUUGGAUGAUGUCUGGUUGGCUACAGAUUUUUUAAAGAUUAGAGAGGUUCUUGUUGAUAAUGGCCUAGGAAGCAGAGUAAUAAUCACAACAAGAAUUGAGGAAGUUGCUUCCAUAGCUGAGAAUGGUUGUAAGAUCAGUUUAGAGCCUCUAGAUAACCAUGAUGCAUGGCUUCUCUUCUGUAGGAAAGCAUUUCCAAAAAUUGAAGAUCAUAUAUGCCCUCCAGAAUUAGAGCAGUGUGGUAUGGACAUUAUCGAUAAAUGUGACGGUUUGCCUUUAGCUCUUGUGGCAAUAGGGAGUUUAUUGUCCUUCAAAUCAAAGAAUAAUAAAGAUUGGAGGCUUUUCUACAAUCAACUUAUUUCAGAGGUACACAAUAAUGAGAACUUAAACCGGGUGGAGAAAAUUCUAAAUCUAAGCUACAAGCACCUGCCAAACCAUCUGAAGUAUUGUUUCUUAUAUUGUGCUAUGUUCCCAGAAGAUUAUCUGAUUCACAGAAAGAGAUUAAUUAGACUGUGGAUCAGUGAAGGAUUUAUAGAACAAAAAGGAGCAUGCAGCUUAGAAGAUGUCGCUGAAGGUUACCUAGCAGAGCUUGUCCAACGAAGCAUGCUUCAAGUUGUAGCAUGUAACAGUUUUGAUAGGGUUCAGUGUCUUCGAAUGCAUGACAUUGUGCGUGAAUUAGCCAUUUUCCAAUUGAAGAAAGAAAGUUUCUGUACAAUUUAUGAUGACACUCAUGGAGUGGCACAAGUGGGAUUAGACUCUCGUCGUGUCUCGGUGCUUCGAUGCAACAAUGAUAUUAGAUCAAGCAUAGAUCCAUCCAGGCUUCACACCUUCAUAGCAUUUGACACCACCAUGGCAUUAUCUUCAUGGUCUUCUUUCAUUUUCUCAGAAUCUAAGUACCUUAAUGUAUUAGACUUGUCAGGCUUGCCUAUUGAGACUAUUCCAUAUUCAGUUGGGGAGCUGUUUAACCUUCGGUUUUUGUGUCUCAACGACACCAAUGUGAAGGAAUUCCCAAAAUCUGUUACGAAGCUUAGCAAUUUACAAACAUUGAGCCUUGAACGUACCCAGUUGUUGAAUUUCCCACGAGGGUUUUCAAAUCUAAAGAAAUUGCGCCAUCUGCUUGUUUGGAAGUUAGUAGAUGCUACAUACAAAAGUCUGAAUAACUGGGAAUCUAUGGAGCCAUUUGAGGGCUUGUGGGACUUGAAGGAAUUGCAUUAUUUGAAUGAGGUUCGUGCAACUAAAGCCUUUGUUUCAAAUCUAGGAAAUUUAUCCCAGCUGAGGAGCCUCUGCAUUACUUAUGUAAGGAGUAGUCACUGUGUGCAAUUGUGCAACUCUUUAUCAAAGAUGCAACAUCUCACAAGAUUAAACAUAAGAGCACGCAAUGAAGAUGAGCUGCUCUUGCUGGAUGAUUUCACAUUGUCAAACCCUCUCGAAAAGCUUGAACUGGUAGGCCAGUUGUCAGAAGGAACCUUGGAAUCUCCCUUUUUCUCUAUUCAUGGAUAUAAACUCCUGCAAAUUGAACUUUCAUGGUGUAAGCUCACAGUGAAUCCAGUGGCCCGCCUUGCAGAGUUCUCGGAUUUAACCGAGUUACGUCUUACAAGGGUGUACACUGGGCCUUGGCUGUACUUUCCUGCAAACUGGUUCCCGAAAUUAAAGAAAGCCGUCUUGUGGGAUUUGCAGCAAGUGAAGCAAAUAUUUAUACAGGAGGGAGCUCUGGCCAACCUGCAUUAUCUUCACAUCGAUAGCCUCAUGGAACUACGUGACAUCCCUGUCGGUAUUGAGUUUCUCAGUUCAGUGAAAGAGGCAUAUUUUACCAGGAUGCAUUCUGAUUUUGUAAGGAAUUUACGAACAGGAAAGAUAAGCCAUAUCCCGAAGGUCCACUGGUCAACACAAGGGGUGUCCACGGAUCUCACUGGACUUGCUAAUCUGCCUGGAGCAUCCAACAUGACCAACACAAACCCAGAAUGGCGCAUCUUAGGUGGAUCAGGCUGGGUUUUCAUCUAAUCCAAUUUGCGGAGCUAGGUUGCUGGUUCGACACUUCGACCUGACAACAGUGCAUAACCAUUUCCCUCUGCUGCAAUGUUUGUGUACACCUGGUUCACUGAAGUAAACACUGGAGCUGAAUCGGUGCUGCACUUCCACUCUGAUUUAGUAUUUGGAAGCAAAGCUUUCUGAGCAACUCAGAAACUUCUUUCUGCGACCACGCCUUGUUUCCUCCACUGGAUGGUAGCAUCAAGAAUUCCAGAUGAUUGUUGCAAGAAGAGAUCACGCUACCUGCUGCAUGCCGAUUUACAGGAAGAUAACUACUAAAUAGAAGAUUGAUACAUUCAGAAAAUUAUCGUGUUAUUAUCCCAUAUUUAGCAUUGCAAAUAACGUUCUCGCUCUUUUUUUUUUCGCUCCGACCAUUUUCUGGUCAAGAUGAUUAUGCGAGACGAAGUGUAGCGUCCGAAAUGGACUACCCAUAUUUGUAGAUGCAUCAGUCUAUCACCAUUCACUCACCAAAAUGAACUGAACCAUUUGGUGUUUAUCUGAAAUAAUUUACGUAGCUGGUCAUGUUUGGACUGUACGUCAAAUCAAAAUAUUACAAUGGCUGAUAUUUGCUUUCCUUUUCGUGUCA